Messenger RNA from Aspergillus candidus, 1518 nucleotides. RefSeq names its product M28 family metallopeptidase. The record is from RefSeq and is a predicted model, not a curated record. Gene Ontology annotation, biological process: proteolysis. The transcript has 2 exons. Bases 1 to 1518 code for a protein of 505 amino acids. NCBI's taxonomy places the organism in Eukaryota, Fungi, Ascomycota, Eurotiomycetes, Eurotiales, Aspergillaceae. Gene Ontology annotation, molecular function: aminopeptidase activity; metalloexopeptidase activity.
AUGAAGUACCUUCUUUACGCCUCCCUGGCCUCGCUGGCCUUGGCUAACCCUAACAAGGGUCCGAAGCCCAAGAAGGUCGACCCGCACAAAUUCCCCAAUGACAUCAAGCUCGACGCCCUCCUCGCCGGUUCCCAGAAACUCCAGGAUAUGGCCUACGCCUAUCCCGAGCGGAACCGCGUCUUCGGCGGCGUCGCCCACAAUGAAACCGUCGACUGGCUCUACGAGGAACUCAAGGCAACGGGCUUCUACGAUGUGUGGAAGCAGCCCCAGGUCCAUCAAUGGACCACCGCCGAUCAGACCCUGACCGUCUCCGGCGAGGAUCUGGAAGCCCAGACCAUGACCUACAGCCCAAGCGUCAAGGUUGAGGCAGAGCUGGCGGUCAUCCCGAACGUCGGCUGCGAUAAGGCCGACUACGCUGGCGUGUCGGGCAAGAUUGCGCUCGUCCAGCGCGGGACCUGCCCAUUUGCUGAUAAAUCGGUGCUGGCCGCUGCUGCCGAUGCUGCUGCCGUGGUCGUGUAUAACAAUGAGGGAGGCCCCAUGAGCGGCACGCUCGGCGGUUCGGUCGACCCCCGCGGCAAAUACGCCGCUAUCGUGGGUAUCUCUAAGGAGGAUGGCGCGACACUCACCACGAAGUUGAAGGAUGGCGCUGUCAAGGCCAGCCUGGUGGUCGACAGCAAGGUGGAGGACCGGAUGACCUUCAACGUCAUCGCGCAGACCAAGACGGGCGACCCCAACAACGUCGUCGCCCUCGGCGGCCACACCGACUCGGUCGACGCCGGCCCGGGCAUCAACGACGAUGGCAGCGGCAUCGUCAGCAACCUGGUCAUUGCCAAGGCGCUCACCAAGUACAAGGUGAAGAACGCUGUUCGCUUCUGCUUCUGGACCGCCGAGGAAUUCGGCCUGCUGGGCAGCACCUUCUACGUCGAGAGCCUCAACGCGACCGAGAUAGCCAAGAUCCGCCUGUACCUCAACAUGGACAUGAUCGCGUCGCCCAACUACGCACUCAUGAUCUACGACGGCGAUGGAUCCUCCUUCGACAUGUCCGGGCCCCCGGGAUCCGCCGAGAUCGAGCACCUCUUCGAGCACUACUACGGCAAGAUCGCCAACAAGAAGUUCAUGGCGACCGCCUUCGACGGCCGCUCCGACUACCAGGCCUUCAUCGAGAACGGCAUCCCCGCCGGCGGUCUGUUCACCGGCGCUGAGGGCAUCAAGACGGAGGAAGAGGCGGAGCAAUUCGGCGGCGAGGCCGGCGUUGCCUACGACGAGAACUACCACGCCAAGGGCGACACCAUGGACAACAUCAACAGCGACGCUUACUUGCUCAACUCCAAGGCGACAGCGUACGCGGUUGCCACCUAUGCCGAGAACCUGGAGACCAUCCCGCCCCGGAAUGCCUCUAGCGUGCAUCAUUUCACUCACAAGCGGGGGUAUAAGGGCCGCCCGCAUACGCGCCGCGUUCCGAAGACCAACGCCCAUGUUCAUGGCACGGGCUGCAUGCAUUCGCGGGUGGAAGCCUAA